Molecule: messenger RNA, 1906 nt
Organism: Cucurbita pepo subsp. pepo (vegetable marrow)
Lineage: Eukaryota; Viridiplantae; Streptophyta; Magnoliopsida; Cucurbitales; Cucurbitaceae
Source: RefSeq, a predicted model, not a curated record
UCUUAAUCUGCUGCUUUCUGAAUUCUUAAUCUGCUGCUUUCUGAAUUCUUAAUCUGCUGCUUUCUUCUUCUGUUUUUCGACUUUGCGGAGGAAUUCUGUGUGAUUUGUGUUCUUUCUUUUGAAUUUUCGGUUGAAACUUGAGUUGGAGAUUUCUGCACGAAGUUCGAUUACUUGUAACUAAUCUGAUCGACUACAAACAGAGGACGGAAGCGUUUGGAUUUCUUGUUUGUUUGUUUGUUGAUUUGUGAAUUAAUUCUGAUUCUCCUGUGUUUUCUCUUUUGCCAAAUUAGUUUCUGUUGAGAUUUCCAGAACAUCCUUCGAAAUCUCCUCGCGAAAUUCACGUCAUCGUUAAUUGAUUUUCCAUUUUCUCUCUGAAAAUUCAGUUGGAAAACUACUUUUCCUACCGACUCCUUUGAUUACAAAGAAAUUCCGAUUCUCCUCAAUUUCUUUUCUAAAUAAAAUUCGGAUCCAAAAUCAAAAUCAAAAUCAAAAUCAAAAUCAAAAUCAAAAUCUCCAUCGGAAUUUCAGUUUCCGCACAUCCGAGUAAACAGUUUUCUAAAUCUCAAACAAACAUUGAAGCCAAAACUAGAGUCGAUUAAUCACACACAGACAAUUUCAGUUUCAGAACUUCCGAAACCGGCACACAAAAUGGCAAUAAAGUCAAACGGAUUCACGAAAGGCCAUUUGCCAGAGGAAUUAAAGAAACUACUGAGAUCCGUAGCGUCGGAUUGGGGAGACAAAAUCGAGGACAUGGAAGAAGCACUGCAAGUGAGUCGAUUAACAGGAGCGAUGACGAACGAGGUGUACGAGAUAAAAUGGAGCUCAAAAAGUGGCGCGCAAGCUCGGAAGGUUCUGGUGAGAAUGUACGGAGAAGGAGUGGAGGUUUUCUUCAACAGAGAAGACGAGAUCAGAACAUUCGAGUGCUUGUCCAAGCACGGCCAUGGCCCUCGUCUUCUUGGCCAGUUCUCUGAUGGAAGAGUGGAGGAGUUCAUCCACGCCAGGACGCUAUCAGCGACAGAUCUUCGAGACCCAAAAACAUCUGCACUUAUAGCAAGUAAAUUAAGGGAGUUUCACAACCUUGAUAUGCCUGGUCCAAAAACUAUCAUUCUUUGGGACAGAUUGAGAAAUUGGGUAAGUGAAGCGAAGAGAUUAUGUUCAGCAAGUGAGGUGGAAGAGUUUUGGUUGGACACAUUGGAGGAGGAAAUAAAAUUGGUUCAAAGGGAACUCUCAAAACAUUCUCAACUCAUUGGCUUUUGUCACAAUGACUUGCAAUAUGGCAACAUCAUGAUGGAUGAACACACAUCAUCAAUAACCUUAAUUAUUUUGUUUUUGUUUGUGCAGGAUUAUGAGUAUGCAAGUUACAAUCCAAUAGCUUAUGACAUAGCAAAUCAUUUCUGUGAAAUGACAGCUGAUUACCACUCUCAGACUCCCCAUAUUUUGGACUACACUUCAUAUCCAGAUCUGGAGGAACGUACAAAAUUUGUUCGUGCAUAUCUGAGCUCAGCAGGUGGAAACCCGAGUGAAGAAGAGGUGGAGCAGCUGGUGGAGGAAGCUGAGAUAUACACUUUACCAAAUCAUCUCUUCUGGGGCCUGUGGGGAAUUAUUUCAGGUCAUAUAAACAAGAUUGACUUUGACUACUUUGAGUAUGCGAGGCAGAGGUUUGGUCAAUACUGGCUUAGAAAGCCUCACCUCUUACCUUCUCCUAUCGUUGAUCCCAUUGUUGAUCCUAUUGUUGAUCACUUUUGUCUAAUGAUGAAUGCCUCCUAAAUGUAUUACUAUUUUAUUUUUUUUUUAUUUCCUUUUAUACCCAAUAUUUUAUGUAUGUUCUCAAGAACAAUAAGUCAACAUUUUUAUGUUGAUGUUUGUUGUGUAGUUCAAUGUUAAUUAGUGUAUGUUAGAACAUUAC